Molecule: messenger RNA, 2412 nt
Organism: Branchiostoma belcheri (Belcher's lancelet)
Lineage: Eukaryota; Metazoa; Chordata; Leptocardii; Amphioxiformes; Branchiostomatidae
Product: relaxin receptor 1-like
Exons: 3
Coding region: 603-1769 (388 amino acids)
Cellular component (GO): extracellular matrix
Source: RefSeq, a predicted model, not a curated record
CACACAUCAAAAGAGUAGAGAGGUGGGUGAUUGAAUACAACAAUAUGGACGUUCCUAUAUGCUCAUUAAAAAUACACUUUAUUCUCAGUCUAAAUUUUGGGAUGUAUCUAAAGUGUGGGCCCAAACAGCCACAUAUUACCUGUGGUUUGUGCCCGGUAAACAUUUGCCCAUUGGUCAGCCGAGGGGGCGUGAUAAAUGCUGUUGCCACCAACCAGCGUAAGUUAAUUAUUGACCCUAGCUACCAGAAGCGGAGAACUUUUAUUAUUUGAGCGAUACUUUGGGAUGUUAUUUUCGGAAUGUCAUUCCAUGACAAUUCAUGUACGAUUAUCAAUAAACUGUCCUUUUGAAACGGUUUAUAGUUGAUGUGCGACCAACGUUCACUGCAAUGUAAGCAACUAUAGAAGCCACAAUAACGUGUAACAUGAUCCUGUCUCUCCGCCCCUUGAUAGGUUGAUUUGGUGCAGUAUCUUAUUGACCUUCAUACCCGCUGACACAGGUCCGACGGUUGUAAUGACAUAUAUAUGUUGCCCUCAACGUUAGUGCAAAGUCCAGUACAUUAAACCUCCGACCCGUCCAACUGUUGCAGUCGGAUACAGAUAGAGAUGGCGACGUUCUACUUCUAUGUCGUCUGCCUGGUGACGGCGAUGGGGGCGCGAACCUCCAGCUGCCCGGGGCAGCCGGGUCCCUGGCACGUAGACUGUCCUCUCAACUGUACAUGUCUGGAAAACUGCAAUACCUACCUGGGUCGCUGGGUGAAACAGGUGUCCUGUGUGUCUCGCACAACGCUCCACGGAAUAACGUUCCCGCCAACAACACAGGACAUAUCCAUCAGCAACGUGGCCGGAAUAACGACAAUCCCUCCUGACCUGUUCUCCGGCCUUACCGACGUCCUCUCCGUAGAUAUCUACAACGUCUCCAUGUCGACCUCCCCGCCUGCCAAUCUCCUGAGCGAGCUCCAGGGGUUGCGAACACUGAGGCUGGUCUCAGUCAGGCCGGUUAAUUUAAAGAUGUUCGCCAACCUCAGGCAACUCAAUCAGCUUGAUCUCCACAAUAAUGACCUAGAGAACGUUCAGGUGCAAGCCGGCGUGUUCCACACCCUCACCAGCCUUACGCACCUACACCUGGAGUCCAACUCCUUAACUUACCUGGAACCAGCCUGGUUCCGUGAUACUGUUAAACUAGAAGCCGUCAGUGUCAGUGACAACAACAUCCAUUAUAUAGACAACAACACAUUCCAGUAUCUAAGUGAGCUUAGUGAACUGAAUGUACAGAAAAAUCCCCUCGUCCGCGUAGAGAUGAACGCAUUCCGUAAUCUAAACAACUUGAGAUCCAUCUACAUGGACAGGAACCAACUGGACACCGUGGGUCAUGUUCUCAUCUAUGCUCAGCUGCCCAAACUGAUCAACCUGUACCUACAAACUACCCGCUAUUACUGGAAGCACGUCACCACUUUCAAUCAGACCUGGUACUUCAGAGGGUGUCCUCAGGGGUAUUGCGUGAACUCGCUGUCUUGUUCGGUAUCCCGGAAUACCCCAUGGUGUGUCUGUACGAAGGAGUACAAAGGGGACCGCUGCGACGAACAGAGAAUUACUAGGGGAGAGUUUCUUGGUAUCUUCGUGACCGCCAUGGUUUUUGUGGGGAUCUCUGUGGUGAUCAUCCUAGUUAACGUGGGGCGCGUGGUGGCGCGGUCCUGCAAGCUGCCGCGCUUCAGGAAACUCCAGGAAACUCCACAACCCUCACUGAAUCCUCCUAUGCCUCAGAUGACAUGAAAACACCGCUUAAAUCUAGAUUCACUGCAGAAUAUCCAGAACUAUCAUUUAAACGUACUGUAUUAAAGUUGUGUCAAAGUUGAAAUGUUUGAAGACGAAAUGUUGAGGCAAAUCGGCCCUUUUCUUCCAGCCGUCAGCUAGCGACUAAAAUCAGGUAAACCCUGUAUAGUCCUUUCGGAUUUUCUGACCGCUUUCCACCUUACUUGUGACAUGGGAAAUGUGGACCUAAAGAAAAAAGGUAUACAAACCUGUCAGUGUGCAACGAACAAAACACAGACUUUUGAGUUUAGACAUUUUUAAAUGGUUAUUCUAUAACUCAAUCAAAUAUGAAAUGAAACAUGGAAUGCCAAGUUAAAUCGGGCGUAGAAAAGCGAACUCAUAAUGGAAAUGGAUAACGCUAAGAUCCAAGUGCAGCACAAUCCUACCAUCACACAAAGGACAGCUCGCGCGUAUCCGACGUCUAUGCAGCGGCUCAUGCAAAGGUUAUAAUGGUAAUCCGCUUUACUAAAAUGUAAUCCACCAGUAAUUCAAAACUAGGCGUGGACUAGGAGAGAGAAUUGAAAUAAAUCACACUUUGGUGAAGUUUAUAUCUGAAACAUGGUUUGUUGGUGCAGUAUAUCACGGAUGACUAGUUCGACCUGAU